Dipodomys spectabilis (banner-tailed kangaroo rat) is the source of this 608-nucleotide messenger RNA. RefSeq names its product SS18 like 2 (gene Ss18l2). The record is from RefSeq and is a predicted model, not a curated record. Lineage: Eukaryota; Metazoa; Chordata; Mammalia; Rodentia; Heteromyidae. The transcript has 3 exons. Gene Ontology annotation, cellular component: nucleus. Bases 64 to 297 code for a protein of 77 amino acids. Gene Ontology annotation, biological process: positive regulation of transcription by RNA polymerase II. Gene Ontology annotation, molecular function: transcription coactivator activity.
GCGCCGCCGUCGCGUGGGGACCGAGCGCGGGUUGGGCGGGCUUCUGCCGGGGAGUUCUCGGCGAUGUCGGUCAUCUUCGCGCCGGACUGGCUGCGAGGGAAGGCCAAGGUGAACCAAGAGACGGUCCAGCGGCUCCUGGAGGAGAAUGACCAGUUGGUGCGUUGUAUCGUGGAGUAUCAGAACAAGGGCCGCGCGAACGAGUGUGUCCAGUACCAGCAUGUAUUACAUAGAAACCUCAUUUACUUAGCUACCAUCGCCGAUGCCAGCCCAAAUGGCACUCCAAAAACAAUGGAAUAAUCCUCUCUGGGUUGACUAGUAGGUGGAGUGAGUGGAAUAAAAUCCAUUUCCCAUGAAAGGCAGACUGCAUCUUCACCACAAGUCUGCUGUGGAAAACACAAAUGAAACUUCUGUGGUUUUUUUUUUUUAACUGUGAAGAUAGCUAUUAACUUGCCCUCCUUCUCAAUGCCAUUAUUUAUUUUAACAGUUAAGUAGACCUCUCACUAAACUUUGAAGGACUCAAGGCCUAGGACAACUAGCACUAUUCUUUCCAAUAAAAAGAAUGAUUUCUUAGUUAUCAUCUGAUGUCACUUUAUAAUAAAUGACGUGCU